AUGAAUCCGUCAGAGGCAACGAUUCUAUCACGUGGAAAAGAAUAUUCAUCAAACUCAUAUCGAAUAAUCUUUCAUUUGGGUGUUUCGGAUUGCAUUCAAUUGAUUGUACAAUUUGGACCAUCAAUUUGGCACGUUAUGGGCAGAAGUGACUUUCAUAUUGUUGGCAAUAAGUAUUUCGGCUCGAUACUCAACGCUGCAUGGGCAUCGUACGUGAUGAUAACGCUCCUGCUAGCAGUCAAUCGCCUAAUCACAGUUCUCGGUGGUGCAAAAGCAGAUGAAUUCUUCUUGAGUCGGCAUACAGGCUAUUUGAUAGCGAUAUGCUGGAUUUGGGGUUUCAUCUUUCUUAUCGCUUACGCAACACCACAUCUGCAUUUCAAGUACCGUGCCGCUUCGAUGAUUUGGGAUUACACGGGUGACGAACGAUUACACAGCAUCAUUCGCAAAAUUUCGAUAUAUUCGGUGAUUGUUGAGAUUUCGCUCACAACGUUUUCCUAUAUUGUGAUAUGCACUUAUCUGUGUUAUGUUUCACAUUGUGACAAAAAGAAAUGGAUACAAAAUCAGAAACGAAAGGGUGGACGUCGCACGCGAGAACUUCGCAUUCUUGUGCAGGCAAUUCUCAUAGCUGGUUUUGCGCUCUUUGUGCUAGUCUAUUGGAAUUUCUAUUGGAUUCUCUUUUCGACUACCCGAUGGAUAUUGUAUAGUGCUAAUUUGAUGUGGAUUGUGAACGGUGGCGUGAAUCCAGCUAUAUAUUUAGCUUUGAACAGGUCAGUCAACUGCAAGCAUGCAAUCGUUUUUGUUGCAUCAUCCAAAACUCGAGCCCUUUCAAGAGCGCAGUGA
Anisakis simplex (herring worm) is the source of this 837-nucleotide messenger RNA. Lineage: Eukaryota; Metazoa; Nematoda; Chromadorea; Rhabditida; Anisakidae. The record is from the annotation of a GenBank genome assembly.